UAAAAGUUUGCACCGAAAAAGUAAAAACAAAAUGGCUGCAGCUGGAUAUGCCCAUUUCUGGACGUUAGUUGAAAGAGAAGUUGGGUAUGUUCCCAAGAACAUUAAGUUCAUCUUGAACUGGACAAACUACGUAAACGGGGCCCUGGCGGAGCUAGACGACGAUCAAAUUUCUCUGAUCGAGGCGGACAUGCGGAAAUGUUUGUGUGGAGUAUCAGAAGAGCUGGACGAAUGUUUCCAUAAAUUCGCCUACGAUCCACAAAAGUUCCAUUUCCUAGCGGGUGAACGAGCGAUUAUGAAAUUAAUUGCAAAAACGCUGAAAGAGAAGGGAAUGAAACAUUUUUUCAAAAAAAUGGAUACCCAAAACAUCGCCGAAACGUCAAACUUCAGCUGCGAGAUGGCGGCCGCCGUACCUCAGAAAAUACUGGAGUUCUAUACAAAAAAGGUAAUUAAGGAAUAGUUUUGUUUUAUUCUAUUUGCUACA
Molecule: messenger RNA, 481 nt
Organism: Aedes aegypti (yellow fever mosquito)
Lineage: Eukaryota; Metazoa; Arthropoda; Insecta; Diptera; Culicidae
Exons: 2
Coding region: 32-457 (141 amino acids)
Source: RefSeq, a predicted model, not a curated record